Messenger RNA from Leucoraja erinaceus (little skate), 3291 nucleotides. RefSeq names its product claudin-4-like. NCBI's taxonomy places the organism in Eukaryota, Metazoa, Chordata, Chondrichthyes, Rajiformes, Rajidae. Gene Ontology annotation, biological process: bicellular tight junction assembly; cell adhesion. The transcript has a single exon. Gene Ontology annotation, molecular function: structural molecule activity. The record is from RefSeq and is a predicted model, not a curated record. Gene Ontology annotation, cellular component: plasma membrane; bicellular tight junction. The coding region runs from base 2126 to 2764 and encodes 212 amino acids.
AUUCAAUCUCUGCCCUUUGCGAUAUGGACAAGUCCUAACCCAUUCUAAAGUAGUCAAGAAGGUUUGUUUUCACCUUCCUUAUUGUCAGUGUAUUUUCUCAUGGGCAGGUUGCAACCAGAGCAAAGGAGGCCCAUCUACUCGACACGAUUGGGGUGGGGCCGUGGAAUUCAGCUAAACUCAAUGGACACGUGCCUUCAGAAAACAUAUCAGUAAGAGUAUCAAGACUGACAAUUGAUUAUGUAGGGUGCUGAAGUUGAAGAUUUGCCAUGAUAUUAUCAAACGCUGGAUCAUGUUUGGGGACAAGUGUGUUCUUAUUUUCUUAACGAAUUAUUUCCUGCAUCUUUGCAACCAUAAACCAGAGAAUAUCGUCAAAGAUAAAUUCCCUUCUAGACCUCCACAUUUGGGCUCUUCCAUUGAGAAGCGGCAUUAUCAUUGGCCUGGAUCAGCAAUACCAUGGAUGAGAGGGUGUUAGCUACAAGGAUCGGUUGGCUUGGAUUGUUUUCUCUAGAGCACCCAAUGCUGAAGGAAGACUUGAUAGAAGUAUAUCAGUCAGUGAGAUUGUUUUCCCCAGGGUGGAAAUGUGAAAGACUAGAGGGCAUAGUUUGAAGGUUAGCAAAAUUUAAAAGAGAUGAGUAGGACAACCUUUUUACUCACAGAAUGGUGUGUGCCUGGAACGAGCUGGCAGGACUGAGGGGUGGAGACGGAUUUAGCUUUCUCUCUCGACCCAAAACAUCACCUAUUUCCUUCGCUCCAUAGAUGCUGCCUCACCCGCUGAGUUUCUCCAGCAUUUUUGUCUACCUUCGAUUAUUCCAGCAUCUGCAGUUCCUUCUUAAACAUAUCUCUCUUUUUAGUUUAGUUUUGAGAUACAGCACGAAAACAUGCCCUUUGGCCCAACAAGUCUGCGCCGACCAGCGACCCCCUCACUUUCACACACAUUAACACCAUCUACACACACUAGGGACAUUUGACCAUUUUGCCAAGUCAAUUAGCCCACAAACCUCUAUGUCUUUGCAGCGUGGGAGGAGACCGGAGCUCCCUGGGAAAACCCACGCAGGUCAAGGGGAGAACGUGCAAACUCUGUACCGACAGCGCCCGUAUUUAGGGUCGAACCCUUGUCUCUGACGCUGGGAGGCAGCAACUCGACCAAUCCACCACUGUGCCGCCCUGAUCCGAUAGUGCCGUUUAAGAGGCUUUGAGAAAGUCACAUAGUAUGCAGGGAACAGAGAGAAAUGGGUCAUGUGCAUAGAACAUAGGAACAUAGAAAAUAGGUGCAGGAGUAGGCCAUUCGGCCCUUCGAGCCUGCACCGCCAUUCAAUAUGAUCUUGGCUGAUCAUCCAACUCAGUAUCUCGUACCUGCCUUCUCUCCAUACCCCCUGAUACUUUUAGCCACAAGGGCCACAUCUAGCUCCCUCUUAAAUAUAGUCAAUUAACUCGCCUCAACUACCUUCUGUGGCAGAGAAUUCCAGAGAUUCACCCCUCUCUGUGUGAAAAAUGUUUUUCUCAUCUCGGUCCUAAAAGACAUCCCUCUUAUCCUUAAACUGUGACCCCUUGUUCUGGACUUCCCCAACAUCGGGAACAAUCUUCCUGCAUCUAGCCUGUCCAACCCCUUGAGAAUUUUGUAAGUUUCUAUAAGAUCCCCCCCCUCAAUCUUCUAAAUUCUAGCGAGUACAAGCCGAGUCUAUCCAUUGCAGGCAGAGGAGAUUGGUUUAACCGGACAUUGUAGGCCGAAGUGCCUGUUCCUACACUCUCCCUUUCUUUACUCUGUUGCAUCAUUAGAAGCCACAGCUACCCACUUCACAUAUCCAUUACUGGCAAUCUGCCAUUUGGUUGCAGUUCAGACUGACGGCCCAUUUAAUCAGUCAUUAAUUAUCCAAUCUGUCCUCCUGGUCCUGCCCACCCCCUCCCUCCUGCCCGCACGCUGAAAUCUAUCCGAUAUUACAUGGAGCAGUAGGCGAUCACCUUCUUUAGUCAUCGCCUGUGGAGUUAACAACCUUUAUUUCCACACUGGGAUAAUUCCUCUCCAGUUUGGUUUUGACUGGCUUCAGUUAUUCCUGAACUCCGGAAAGCGACACCUUUGGAAAACUGUUAGGAUUUUUUGGGAAGUGCCGGGGUACUUGCCCAGGUAAUGAUGGCAAAUGCUUGCAUCCAGGUGGUGGGCUUCAUCACUGCCGUGGUGGGCUGGUUCAUGGCCUGUUUCUCUAUGGCAAGUCCACAGUGGAAGACGCGGAAUGUGGACGGCAGCACCAUCCUGACGGUGCAGGAAGGCUGGGAGGGCAUCUGGAUGAGCUGCAUCAAUGACAGCGGGGGUCUCCUGAGCUGUGACGUGUACGACUCACUACUAGGACUGCCCUCCGAUCUCCAGGCCGCCAGAGCUCUCAUGUGCCUUGCAGCGGCACUGGGCAUCUUAGCAAUGGUGCUGAGCUGUGCAGGCAUGGAAUGCACCAAGUUUGCAAAGGACGAGGAGAGAUUCAAAGCUCUGCUGGUUGUGACUGGAGGGGUUCUCUUCAUCUUGGCCGGGACGUGCGUCCUGAUUCCAGUCUCCUGGACCGCUGCCAACAUCGUGGCCGACUUCUACAACCCCUUGGUGCCCCGCUCCAUGAAGGCAGGGCUGGGUGACGCUCUGUUCCUGGGUUGGGGUUCAACGUGUGUCCUGGUCCUUGGAGGAGGCAUUCUCUGCUGCUCCGGCGCAGAGGACAGCGUAAAGAGAAAAGGGUAUCCAAGGAAUCUCACUCGUUAUCAUUCCACAGCUCCCGGAAACAGGUAACGAUCCCUGCUGGAACCCACCAUCAUGUCCUUCACUGAGCCUAGUUUGCUUGGCCCACUGUUGCAUUCUCCACACUUGAACUCAGCAAAUAAUCUGCACUUUGUAAGGUUUGCUACAACUAAUUCGGCGCGGUUUGAUCCUGAGUACGGGUUUGAUCUGCGGUGCGGGGUUUGAGUGUUCUCCCCAUGACCGCGUGGGUUUUCUCCGGGUGCUCCGGUUUCCUCCCGCACUCCAAAGACAUGCAGGUUUGUAGGUUAAUUGGCUUCAGUAAAGAUUCUAAAUUGUCCCUGGUGUGUAGGAUAGUGCUAGUAGUGUAUGGGAAUCGAGGGUGGGCUGAAGGGCCUGUUUCCGUGCUCUAUCUCUAAAACUCAAACAAAAAAACUAAUUCCAACCAUUUACUGUAUCAUCCACUCUACCUAUAUUGACUCGAGUAUAUGAAGGCUUUCACUUUAAAAAAAACCCAUUAUCCUUGUGGUGAUAUCUAUACUGGGUCUCACCUCUCCCUAUCUCUGUAACCACCAUAAACU